Epinephelus fuscoguttatus (brown-marbled grouper) is the source of this 13143-nucleotide messenger RNA. RefSeq names its product spectrin, beta, non-erythrocytic 5 (gene sptbn5). The record is from RefSeq and is a predicted model, not a curated record. Gene Ontology annotation, molecular function: actin filament binding. The transcript has 80 exons. Gene Ontology annotation, biological process: actin cytoskeleton organization. Lineage: Eukaryota; Metazoa; Chordata; Actinopteri; Perciformes; Serranidae. Gene Ontology annotation, cellular component: cell junction; cortical actin cytoskeleton; plasma membrane. Bases 150 to 12503 code for a protein of 4117 amino acids.
UGAAAAUACAUUUUUUUCUGCUGUGGUAACAUUUGGUGACGGACACAAACUUCAGACUGGAUGUUGGUUUUUAUUCCAAGACGCCUCUGACUCUGUCUGACACUCUACAGCUGAGACGAUCCAGAGGACGACAGUAGAAGCCAAUCAGGAUGGAGGGCGAGGAGGAUGGAGCGGGGCGGGUCAGAGAGCUGCAGGAGCAGAGGAUGGCGGUCCAGAAGAAAACCUUCACCAAGUGGAUGAACAGCGUCUUCACUAAGAACGGGGACAACGUGGAGCUGACUGACGUUUACACUGAGCUGAAGACCGGAGUCGUCCUCAUUCGUCUGCUGGAGCUCAUCUCCAGGGAGACGCUGCCUCCGCCCAGCCGCCGCAAACUGAGAGUCCACUGUCUGGAGAACAACAGCAUCGCCAUCAGCUUCCUAAAAACCAAGAUUCGGGUGGAUCUGAUUGGUCCAGAGAAUGUGGUGGACGGGGACCGUACGCUGAUCCUGGGUCUGCUGUGGAUCAUCAUCCUCAGGUUCCAGAUCGGACCCAUCAACCUCGACGAGGUGGGAGGUGGAGGCAGUGUGGCUCAUCGCUCGGCGAAGGAAGCUCUGCUGAUCUGGUGUCAGAGGAAAACGGCGGGUUACGAGGGUGUCGAAGUGCAGGACUUCUCGUCCAGCUGGAGGAGUGGACUCGCCUUCAACGCCCUCAUCCAUGCACACCGGCCUGACCUGUUUGACUACCGCCGUCUCCAUGGCGACGACCCCGGCCGUAACCUGGAGCACGCCUUCUCUCUGGCGGAGCGGGAGUUCGGGAUCAUGCAGCUGCUGGAGGUGGACGACAUGGUGGUCCCCCAUCCAGACGAGAAGUCCAUCAUGACCUACGUGUCGCUGUACUACCACUACUUCUCCAAGAUGAAGCAGGGACAGACGAUCCAGAAGAGACUCGCCAAGAUCGUCGGGAUGCUGAUGGAGCUGGAUGACAUGAAGGUCCAGUAUGAGAGACUGGUCUCAAAUCUACUUCACUGGAUCCAAACCAAGGUGGUGCAGCUGAACGACAGACAGUUCCCCAACUCUGUGAGGGAGAUGCAGAAGCUGAUGAUGGCAUUCAAGACCUACAGAACUGUGGAGAAACCUCCCAAGUAUCAGGAGCGUGGUGCAAUUGAAGCUCAUCUGUUCAGUCUGAAGACUCAGCUGGCAGCCAACAACCAAUGGGCUUACAAUCCUCCAGAAGGUAAAACCCUGAGUGACAUAGAGAGGAGUUGGACUGUCUUGGAAAGAGCCGAACACGAGCGAGAGCGAGCCCUGCAGGAGGCGCUGCUCCGCCUGGAGAACCUGGAGCAGCUCGCUCAGAAGUUUGAGAGGAAGGCAGCGCUGAGGGAAGGAUAUCUGGAGGACACGCUGCGUCUGAUCAGGAGGCAGGACAUCAGAGGUCUCUCCACCCUGGAGGAGGCUCAGGCCGCUGGCCGGCGUCUGGAGGCCCUGGCCACUGACGCUCUGGCCAGAGAGCCACGCUUCGCCGCCCUGAGAGACAUGGCCAAGACCAUCGAGAGAGGAAACUACCACAGCAAGGAGCAGAUAAUCAGGAGAGAGGAGAACAUUAGCCAUCGAUGGAAGGACCUACUGCAGCAACUGCAGGAACAGAGAGGGCUGCUGGGAAAUGUAGUUGAGAAUCUCAGUGUCCUCCAAGACAUUGAGCUCGUCUCCCAGGAACUGAAGGAACUGCAGUCUCAGGCCAGUUCUUCUGACCUGGGGAAGCAGCUGGCGGAGGUGGAGUCUCUCCUUCAGAAGCAGGAUCUUCUGGAAGCUCAGAUCUCGGCUCACGGUGAAACCAUCACCACCAUCAGCAGCAGGGCGCUGAAGGUGAAAGUGAGAGAUGGUCAGCAGAUUCAGAGCAGAGUGAGAGCUCUCGACACUCAGUAUAAAUCUCUGGUGUCCCUCAGCAGCAGCAGGAGGAAGCAGUUGGAGGCUCAGUUGAGGCUGUUUGAGUUCUUCUAUGACUGUGAGGAGGUGGAGGCCUGGCUGUAUGAGCGCUGGUUGAGGCUCCAGACGGCCGGACUUGGACGAGACCUGAACCACAUCCAGCUAGCUCAACACAAACACAAGGUGUUGGAGGCGGAGCUUCAAGCCCAGGAGUCUCUGUACCAGGGGGUUCUGGGUCGAGGUCAGGACCUGCUGUCCAAACAGAAUCAGCUCAACCAGAGAGCCGUCCAGAAGUGGAUCAGGACCCUGAAGAAGCAGUGGAGCCACCUGACGGAAGAGACGAUGGCACGUCGCAACAGACUGCAGGCCGCUGCCACCAUCAAACAGUACUUUGCAGAUGUGGCGGAGGCCGACUCCUGGUUGAGUGACAGGAAACCGCUGCUGACAAGUGACGAUCAUGGGAAGGAUGAGUCAAGCACGGCGGCGUUGCUGCAGCGCCACCUGCGGUUGGAGAAGGAGAUGGCAGCCUACGCUUCUGAGAUAAAGAGACUGUCGGAACAGGCGAGGAGCGCCGCGCAGCUAACAGCUCUGACUACGGAGCCUCAACAGAGUAAGAUGAUCCAAUACAGCGACUCAUCCGGAGAAGAGGAGGCACCAGGAGCAGUGACAUCACCACCACCUAGCGCCAAGGGUGGGUUAGCCUCCCCCUCUAAGAGUGAGGACAGCAAGGCCAAGGUCCGCUUCAGAUACAGCAGAGGUCAGUUUCCGUGGGAUCGUAAUGAGAUUGUAACCAUCAUCAGCACUGAGCCGGACGGAGACCGAGUUGUGGCCAGAGACAGCCGAGGAAACCAGCAGCUGAUCCCCAAGACCUACCUGAGCCUGCUGCCAGCCACUGCUCCUCCCCCGGCCCCCGUCUUCACCAACGGUGUGCCAGAGAGCCCGAGCAAGAAGUUGAGUCGUCCGAGGCGCAGCCGCUCGAUGCGUCGCGGCACGGCUGAGAUCCAGACAACAUGGCUGCCUGACCCACAGUACCAGAGAGACACUGUGGAGAGCACGCAGGCCGGCCUGGACCAGGACUACAACUCCCUGUACAACCUGGUCAAGUCGAAGACAAAGAGUCUGCAGGAGACGCUGCGUCUGCAUCGAUUCUACAACAGCUGCCAAGAGUUCGAGUCGUGGAUGGAGGACAAAGAAAACAUCCUGAACACCUUCAGCACCGACGCUGACAACCUGGGAGUGGUUCAGGCUAAAUAUGAGAACUUUUUGACUGAGUUGGCGAGUGGGCGUGGUCAGCUGGAUGACAUCAUCAGAAUGGCGGAGGAGCUGGUGAAGAGCCGACACAGUAAACAGAGAGAGAUCCAGGCCAGACAGAGGAAGGUUUCCAACAGGUGGGAUCGGAUCCAGCAGCUGAAGGACGAGAAAGGACACGAGCUGCUGAGCACAGCAGACGUGCAGUCCUUCCUGCAGAGCUGCCAGGAAGCCAAAGCUCAGCUGCAGGGUCAGCUGUCUGGCUUCGACACCGUGGACGUGGGCUGCAGCUCCUUCACCCUGCAGGCUGAGGAGAAGAACCAGGCUCACACCCUCAGAGACAUUCAGACCCUGGAGGCCAAGAUCGCCUACCUGAAGAGCGUCGCCAAGAUGAAGCAGGACUGCAGUCCAGCAGAGAGUGCAGCCAUCGUGGAGGAGGUUCAGGGUCUGGAGGCUCUGCUGGCUCAGCUGAAGCGUCAGGCUGCAGACAGACAGCAGCUCCUGGAGGAGGCGCGCAGGCUGCAGAACUUCCAGCAGCAGGCCAAGGAGCUGCAGCGCUGGGUUGGUUCGGUCCAGGAUCGCCUCCUGCAGGAGGAGACGGCCGCUGAUGUGGCCUCAGCCGUCGCCCUGCUGGAGCAACACCAGGAGCUCAAGCUGGAGAUGGAGGAGCAGAGGAGCAGGUCGAAUGAGAUGGAGAAGUUGGGGCAGUCUCUUCAGCAGGGCUCGUCCAAUGGCAAGACAGGGGGUGUUGACAUCCAGCAAAUGUUAGACAAGGUCAAAGCUGAUUGGUCCAAGCUUGACAAGCUGUGGACCAGUAGGAAGGAGAUUUUGGAGCAGGGGGUGGAGCUCCAGAGGCUGAACCAAGAGGGAGACCGGAUCGAGGCUGCGCUGUCUGGACACGAAGCUCGACUGCGGGUCAAAGACGUCGGGGACUCAGUGGACAGUGUCCACAGUCUGCUGGGCCGACAGGAGGAGCUGGAAGGUCUCCUGAAGGCUUUGGACCAUCAAGUUGAUCAUUUCUCUGAACGCAGCCAGCAGCUCAUCGACCAGCAACACUAUGCUGCCAAACACAUCAAGGAGCGGAGCAGGAGCAUCCAGAACGCCAACAGGAAGUUGAAAGAGAGCAGUAGACAGAGAAGGAGUCUGCUGCUGGCCUCAAAGAAAUAUCAGGAGUUCCAGAGAGACGCAGACGAGCUGCUGCUCUGGAUGGACGAGAAGUUUAAGGUGGCGGAGGAUGAGUCAUAUCGCGACCCCACCAACAUCCUCCGAAAGCUGAAGAAACACGAAGCAGCUGAGAAGGAGAUGCAGGCUAACCAGGUCUGGCUGGACAGACUGGUUCAGCUGGGGCAGGAGAUGCUCACUGAAGAGCACUACAACAGUCAGAGCAUCAGCAGGAAGUCGACUCAGCUGAGCAGCCGGUGGAGGAGACUUCAGGACAAGAUGGCCGACAGAGGAGACAAACUGAGACAGGCAGGACAGCAGGAGCAGCUGAUGGAGUUGCUGCAGGAUGCCAAGCUGAAGAUCGAGGCCAUCCAGUGGAUGCUGAACAAUGCUGCCAAAGGUCAUGACCUCCGCUCCAGCCGACAGCUUUUGAAGGAGCAUCAGCAGCUGGAGCAGGAGGCCAAGGAGCUGGCGGAGAAGAUCAACUCCAUCGUCAGCAGGGCCAAACACCUCGCCUCCAAUCACUUCGACUCCCAGAGGAUCCUCCAGGAGACCGACACUUACCUCAGUCUGUUCAAGUCUCUCCAGAGGCCUCUGGACCGGCGUCGAGCUCAGCUGGAGGCGUCAGUGCUGCUGUUUGAGUUUUAUCACGACGUGGACCUGGAGCUCAGCUGGAUCUCAGAGCACGUUCCCGCCUCUGGAUCUACAGGAUAUGACAAGUCUCUGGCUGGAGCCAUCAGCCUCAUGCAGAAACACAAGGAGUUGCAGGCGGAAGUGAAUGCUCAUCGAAAAUACAUGAACCACGUCCUGGAGAAGGGGCGGAGCCUGGGCAAAUCCAGCAAAUCAGAUGGAGAGGAUGUGCUCCUGAGGUGCAGGCACCUGAGUGCAGAGUGGGAGGAGCUAGAGGAGGCUUGCAACAGGAGAGCAGCUCACCUGAGCAAGGCCAUCACCAGAGAACAGCUGCUGUUGGACUGCUCAGAGCUGGAGUCCAGGCUAACAGAGACCCUCACCCUGGUGAACACCGACGACUACGGCAAAGACCAGCUAGCUACGCAGAGUCUCAUCACCAAACACCAGGUGUUGGAGGGCCAGCUGGAGGUGCUGGAGGUGGAGGUGGAAGAGUUGGGAGAUCAGGUGGAGCAGGCGGUUCAGAACUGGAGUCUGGAGGUGCUCAGCAGACCCUACAGUCGCCUCAGCAGCCUGAACCAGCAGCUACAGCACCAGGCUGCUCUCAGGGGUCAGAGGUUAAAGGAAGUACUCCAUCUCCACGAGUUCAGACGAGAGUCAUCAGAGCUGGAGGACUGGAUGAACCAGCAGAGACAGACGGCAGAGUCUCAGGACCUGGGCAACGACUACCAACAUGUUCAGUUGCUACGCGGGAAGUUUGAAGGUUUCAUGAAGCAGCUGGAAGUCGGAGAGGAGAGACUGCAGAGCUGCAGCGAGCUGGCUGCUCGACUGAUCCGCAACAAACAUCCACAGAGCUCUGCAGUCAAGGAGACACUGCAGCAGCUCAGUGCAUUCUGGGAAGAUUUAAAGGACGUGGCUCGUGAGCGUCAGGAUCAGCUGCAGAGAGCUGAGGAGUGUCACCACUUUUACCAGGACCUGACUGAUGCACUGACACUCAUCCAGGAGCGACAGAAGAGCAUCCCUGAUGACGUGGCGAAGGAUUUGCGAGGAGUGAUGUCGCAGCUAAAGAAACAUGAUGCUCUGCUCCACGAGCUGGCUGUCACAGAGCAGCAGUUGCAGGAGCAGCUGGACGCCGUUGACUCCAUCCUGGACCUGUGCACACCUCAGUUGAAGCUCCGCCUGCAAGAAGUGCAGCAGGAAGUGGUGGAGCGAUGGGAGGAGCUCCGACUCCGUGCAGAGAAGAGGGAGGAGGAGCUAAAGCUGGCAUGCCAGAGAUACCUGUUCCUGAACACGGCGAAGGAUUACUUCCUGUGGUGCAACCAGCUGAUUGGCGUGAUGGCUGUGGAGGAGAGCAUCAGCGAUGUAGCGACCGCCGACCUCCAGCUGGCCCAGCACCAGCAGCUGUGGGCCGAGAUGGAGGCCAGACAGGAGACCUACCAACAGGCUCUGGACAUGGGAGAGGAGCUGCAGGCGCAGGACAGGACCAACAGGAAGGAGGUGUUGGAGAAGCUGGGGGCUCUGCAAGAGGAGCGAGACAAACUGGAGGAGCAGUGGAAGCAGAAGCAGAGCUGGUUAGAGAGCGUUCACCUGGAGCAGGUCUUCUACAGAGAUGCUCACAGCAUGGACAAAACGUCCAGCUCACAGGAGAUUCUGUUGCAGAACAGCACUCUGGGAAACACAGUGGAUGAGACGGAGGGUUUGAUCAAACGCCACGAAGCUUUUGAGAAGUUGCUUAGUUCGCAGGAGGACAAGCUGUCCUCUCUGAAGGAACUGGCCGAGCGGCUAAAGAAGCAGCUGAGCAGAGAGAAGAGCGGACGGGUCCAAACCAAACUCAAGGCCCUCCUGAAGCGACGUGAUCGGAUCAAGGAGCUGUCCGUCAAGCGCAGAGAGGAGCUGGAGCUCUCCAGGAUGCUGUGCAUCUUCAACCGAGACGUUGCUGAGGCUGAGGAGUGGGUGUCUGAGCGGAUGCAGAAGAUGGCGGAGGACGGUAAAGCCGACCUGAGCAACCUGCAGGCAAAGAUGAAGCUUCUCCAGAAACAUCAGGUGUUUGAGGCUGAGAUCCUGGCUCACAGCGAGAUCAUCAGCUCUGUGCUGCAGGCUGGAGAGGAGCUGGUCUCCCUUCGACACCCGAGGUCUAAGGAGGUGAAGAGGAGUGCAGCCUCCCUGCAGCUCCACUGGGAGGAGCUGAAGAAGGCCCUGGCCACACGAGGGAAAGCUCUGGAAGAUAACAGAGACUUCCUGGAGUUCCUGCAGAAAGUGGAAGAGGUGGAGGCCUGGAUCAGACACAAGGAGGUGAUGAUUAAUGUUGGAGAUGUUGGGAAGGAUUAUGAACACGGAGUUCAGUUGCUGAAGAAACUCAGCGAGUUCAGGGGAACUGGAGAUGGGAAUGUGACGGUGGACGACGCUCACAUCACCGCCAUCAACAGACUGGCAGCCAGACUGGAGAAGAGACAGAGUGCAGAUGAACUGGUUACUGUUAGACAGCGGAGACAGCAGCUCAAUGACAGGUGGAGCAAGUUCCACGGAGAUCUGAACAGUUACAAAAAGAAGCUGGAGGGAGCGCUGGUGAUCCACGCCCUCAUCAGAGAGCUGGAGGAGGUUAGAGACAGAGCCAACGAGAAGAUGCUGCUGUUGCAGGGUCAGGACUGCGGAGUCGAUGUGGACAGCGUGGAGAACCUGAUCAGGCGGCAUGAGGAAACAGAGCGAGAGGCCGGAGUCAUCCAGGAGAGGUCAAAGGCUCUGGAGGAGGAGGUCUCAGACCACCUGAAGGCUCGAUCAGUGAUGAGCGACAAGCUGAAAAAUAAACAGAAGGAGGUCCAGAAAGCUCUGAAGACUCUGGACAAGGAGGUGAAACACAGGAAGGAGAAGCUGCAGGAGGCCCACCAGCUGCAGCUGUUCAAAGCCAACCAGCGCCUCCUGCUGGAGUGGAGCAUCAAACAGAGCAGUGAGAUGGCUGAGAAAGGUCUUCCCAAGACCAGGGCUGAGGCGGACCAGCUCAUCGUGGAGCAUCAGGACUGGAAGACAGAGAUCGAUGCCCGUGUUGAGCGCGUCGACUCUGUGCGGGACUUCGGUCUGGGUCUGAUCCGAUCAGGUCACAGUUCGAAGGCAGAGAUCCAGAAGGCCCUGAACCAGCUGGAGGAAGCCAAAUCUGGACUGGACCGCGCCUGGCUGCACCGCAACACGACCCUGGAGCAGGCCCGAACUCUGCAGGUCUUCCUGGCCUCUGUAGAGCAGUGUGAGAGCUGGUUCACCAACAAGGAGGCGUUUCUCUCCAACGAGGACCUGGGGAGCUCGGUGAUGGAGGUGGAGACUCUGCAGAGGAAGCAGGCUCAGUUUGAGGAGGCUCUGGAGGCUCAAGUGGGGCAGCUGGACCAGGUGGAGAAACUGGGCCAGAAGAUGAUCCAACAGAAACAUUACGACUCCGACAACAUCAGAGCCAGGAGCAAAGCGCUCGCCGCCAGGCGGAGCCAGCUGCAGCAGCAGAGCAGAUCUCGUCACAAAGCUCUGGAUCAGUCACUGAAGCUGCAGCAGUUCUUGUCCAGCAGCUACCAGGUGUGUGUGUGGCUGAACGAGCGUAACGCCGUGGCCCUGGAUGAGAGCUGGAGGGAACCAACCAACCUUCAGGCCAAACUGCUGAAACAUCAGAGCUUUGAGGCCGAGAUCCUCGCUAACCGCUACAGAGUGGACACACUCACCAAGGAAGCGGAGAAAUUGCUGUCUGAGUCUCGAUCGGCUGAAGUGAAGGUUCGACCUCGACUCAGAGAGCUGAUGGACAGCUGGGACGCUCUGAUCCACAACUGUAAGGAGAAGAAAACCAGACUGCAGGAGGCCUACCAGGCGCUGCAGUUCCAGCGUUCAUUGGACGACAUGGAGCAGUGUGUGGGCUCAGUGGAGAGCGAACUGACCAAUGAGGACUGUGGAAGCGACCUGCCGUCUGUCAACAGGCUGCUGAAAGCUCUGCAGGGCCUGGAGGAGGAGGUGGACGGACACAGAGACAGAAUCCAGGCUCUGGUGGAAACAGCAAAGAUCUUCCAAUCUCAGGGAAACUUCCUGGCUGAGGAGAUCCAGACCAGAGUGGCGCACACCAUCAACAGGUACAACAGUCUGUCGGAGCCCCUGCAGAGUAGGAGGGAAACCCUGGAGGCCUGGCAGGUUCUGUUCCAGUUCUACAGAGACGUGGAGGAGGAGGUGGCCUGGCUGAGCGACAGACUGCCCUCCAUCACUGCUAAAGACUGGGGGAGCUCUGUGAGCAGCGGCCAGCAGCUGCUCCACAAACACCAGGCUGUGAUGCAGGAGAUCUCAAGCCGCGCCCCACUGAUCCAGGCAGUGCAGGAGGCGGGGCAGAGUCUGGUCAGAGGUCGUCACUUUGCGUCUCACGACAUCCGUGAGCGCCUGGAGGAGUUAAAGAGUCUCCACGAGGAGUUGCUGAUGGAGGCGGAGAGGAAGGGGAAGCUCCUGCAGGAGGCGCUGAGCAUCCACACCUUCCUCACUGAGGUGUCUGAGCUGGAGCUGUGGUUGGAGGAGCAGCGCGCAGGUUUGGAGUCUCGGGACUGUGGGAGGAGCGAAGAGGCGACGGAGGCUCUGCUGAGGAAGCUGGACUCUGUGGACGUGGAGCUGGAGAACCAGAGGAAGACGGUGGAGAGGCUGCAGGAGAGCGGGGCCUCGCUCCAGCACCUCGGACAUCCCAACAGCCACCUGGUCAGUGAGUCUCUCCCGGUCGUCCUUGAACACUUCGAGACUCUCCUUCGACUCUCCGCUACUCGUCGUGCUGCUCUGGAAGACCAGCUCCGCCUCUACGUGUUUGAGAGAGAAGCCAAAGAACUACAAACAUGGCUGACCUCAAAGAAGACUGUGGUCGAGUCCAAGGACUGUGGACAAGAUCUGGAGGAUGUCGAGGUCCUUCAGAAGAAGUUGGAGGUUCUGGUGUCGGAGAUGUCCACUCUGGGUCGGAGCCGGCUGACCUCAGUGCAGCAGCUGGGCAGAGGGCUACAGCAGGACAGCCAGGCCCGGAGGAGAGACGACGCCCUCAGUGGAAUGUGGGACGACCUCAACAGCAGCAUCAGGACCAGAGAGCAGAACCUGCAGUCAGCCAGAGAGGUUCACCAGUUUAACCACGAUGUGGACGAGCUGAAGGGCUGGAUGGCUGAGAAGGAGGCUGUGCUGGACUCAGAGGACCAGGACCACGACCUGCACUCCAUCCAGGCUCUGCUGAGACAACACGAGGCGCUGGAGAGGGACCUGGUUCUGAUCUCCGAGGAGGUGACCAGGAGCCGAGAGGAGGGCCGGGCUCUGAGCAGACGACAGCCUCAGGUCAGAGCCGCCGUGACUCAGAGGCUGGAGGAGCUGGAGGCCUGCUGGGCCAGCAUCCAGGACAAGGCCUCCCAGCGCAGAGCCAGACUGGGCCAGGCUGAGGACGUGCAGAAAUACUUAUCCCACUGGACUGAGCUCAUGGCCUGGCUGAAGGAGGUGCUGUCGCUGGUUCGAGGGGAGGUGCAGAGUGUGGAGGGCACUGACCUGGAGCAGCUGAUUAAAAAACACGAGGAGUACCGCGUCCACAUCGACAGACAGCUCAGCAAAUCCCAGGCUGUGAAAGAGGAAGGGAGGCGCCUGAUAGAGGGAGGGAACUUCAUGUCCUCAGAGGUGGGGGAGCGUGUCUGUGAGCUGGAGGAGAUGGAGGUGCGGGUGGAGAAGGUGUGGGAGGAGACCAGGCUCCUGUACGAGGAGGAGCUGGAGAUUUCACUUCUGCAGAGGGAGCUGGAGCAGGCGGAGCGCUGGCUCAGCUCCUAUGAAAACACACUGAUGGCCGAGGACUAUGGGGACUCUGUGUCUGAUGUCAUGGAGCUCCUGAAGAGGCAGGAGGACUUGGAGGCCAUGAUCCAGGCCCAGAGCGACCGCUUCAUCGCACUACAGAAGAAGAAAACACAGAGGGAGCAGAGACUUCAUGGACAUGAGGACACAGAGCUUCAGGACAGAAAACCUCCAGCCAGAGUUUCGUCCCUGAAGAGAAAACCUUCCGAUCCAAAGACACCAUGGACCUCCUCCUCCAGAGACAUCGUCCGUCGAGUCAGCAGCAGCAGGAGGAUGGACAGACCCAUCAGAUCAUCUAUGCUAGAUAAGAUUACUAGUCCCCCACCCUCUACUAGUCCCCCACCCUCUACUAGUCCUCCACCCAGCCCGUCCCUCCACCCUGACUCCAGGAGACACUUCAGUGCCAGCAGGAAGAAAUGGGAGGCAGAAGAAGACACCAUCCGUCCUCCUGCUAGUCCCAGGUCCAGCCUGUCUGUGACACCCUGGAGGAGUCGAACCUCUCCCCUCAAGGUAUCACCAGACUCCUCCGCUCUUGAACAUCCUCCCUCACCUCCACCUUCCUCCCCUCGGACCUCUGUCUCUUCUCCACCUCCCGAGGAAGGUGGUCGUCCCAGAUCCAAACCUCCUCUGGCUCCAAAGCCCAGGAUCUUCUCCACAGAGCGGACGUCCAGACACCGCCCUGAGCCCCUGAACCCACCAGCGAAGCCUGCUACACCACCUGACUCACCUCCACCUGUCAGACAGCUUGUUGCUCCCACUGAACCUCCUCCUCCACCGGUUGCAGAAAGAUAUUCUCCCCCUGAAUCACCACCACCUUCAACGAGGCAAGAGCUCCACAGCGAGCCUGAUCUUCCUGAUUCUCCACCUGCUGCUGAGCAGGUGACCCCACCUGACUCCCCGACUGCUGCACCAAUCACAGAGGAGGAUACUGAAUCAGCUGACCUCGCUCCCCCAACACGUGAGCUGCCUCCGUCUCCUCCACAGCGACACAGGAAGUUAGAAGAUCUACCAGAGGAAGACGCCAGCUCCACACCAGAGGUAACAGCAGAGCGGUCAAUCAGGAUGGAGGGGAUGCUGGAGAUCAAACUGAAACAAGGAGGAAACAAGGGUCUGGAGCACUGGGAGGAGGUGUUUGUUGUUCUGGAAGGAGAGACGCUCAGCCUGUUUAAAGACAGAGCGGCUGCUGCACAGAGGACCUCUAGGUGGCCUCCUAUCAACAUGGAUGGAGCAGUUUGCAGGGAGAACGUUUACUACAGGAGGAAGGAGAACACGUUCAAACUGAUACUGCAGGACGGCAGUCAGUACCUGUUUGCAGCGUCCAGCAAAGAUCUGCAGCUGCUGUGGUUGAAGAAACUCCAGAACUGCCCUGAAUCUGCUGCCAGCAGCGACUCUGACGACUCAGGGAGAGCGUCAUCAGUCAACCUGAGUCUGGAGAAGUUAGCCGAGGCUCCGGAUGAUUCGGCCUCCACCAAACUGCUCAACAGUAGGGCUGAGAGCCUGGAGAGACAAUCAUCCACAGACAGCCAACCUCCUCCCAAACCCCCCCACACGUACUAUAACAAACACCGCUACCCAGAUGAAGGGGAGGUCGGGACGGCAGGUCCACAGAGCCGUCAAAGCCAGCCCCCCUCAGUGCCUCCUCCUCCUCCACCCUCCGACACCCAGCACCCCUCCACCGUGACCCCCCAGCUAACAGACGACAACAUGAGCAAGUCAAGGAGGAGCGUCUUCAGGAAGUUUUUCACCAAGAAGUAAAACUGUAAUGACUCAAUCAAUCCAGCCGUUACUGUGCUUCAUUCAGGGAAGCCAAAUGGUGCAGGUGACAAAGACAGUAAUACUGGUGUAAUAAGGUUUACAGGCAGGACACCAGAGGAGGCGACAUUAAAGCCUUAACGAUGCCAAGUGAAACAGUUUUACUGACAAAGUGCUUUGAUUAAAGUGCCUCACAGGAAAUGAAGAAUAUAGUGACUAAAAAUGAGCGAUAAGAAAAUUAGAAUCCCAGAAAUAAACAAAUCUAAAACUCUGAGCACCAAUUAAACAGAUGCACAAUUAAGUCUCAACUACGGCUGUCAGCGUUAAUCGCGAUGUGACAGACAUGACAGGCUACACGUUGGUCCACACCAAUCAUUGCUGGUUGUCUUUCACGACCAGUGUGAUGUCAUCGGGUUAUUCUUUAUUGUUUUAUUAUUAUUAUUAUUAUUUCAGUCACUGUGUCUGUUCAUGUGCCAGCCAAAAUGUUACUGUAGUAAUGUCAAAAGUGCCACCAGAUGGGCGGAGCUACAUAUGAAGUGGACAAAACGUCAUACUCUCUGUGCCGUCACACACACGCUUUCUUUCUCUCAUAGCCACACACUCGCUACGCACAUCUUGGCGCCUAAAUGAGGCACCUAGAUGU